GUUCCUCUCGCACUGACCCUACUAUUUGGCUCUGAAGCAAAGAUGUCGAUAAACUACUCAUUCUGUGAGCCUGAUUGUCCUGGCUACGAUGAUAAAGUUUUCGGAUUCAAUGCCUUCCGAGAUAAACCAGUGUCGCCAAAUUAUCCUCCACACCCAACUGCCGUUACCUAUGAUGUUACUCUAGCCGGUUUGAUUUUCGCUGCCGUUAUUCUCUUUGUGAGCUUCUUGUUUAUAAUGCCAGGGAUACGUGGUAUACAUAGAUUGUGGGCCUUUAUCCGUGUGACAGUCAGUUUGUUUAUCGGACUUACAAUUCUACUGUGUCUGUAUGGUGUUGACUGGGAACACGGUGAAGUCUAUGUUGAACAUCUGCCUUAUAAGGCUUUCACUAGACACGAGAUAAAUGCAACAGUCGGUUUACACAUUGGAUUGAAAGAAAUCAACAUCACUCUCACAGGAGACCCGAUUGGACAAUCACUUGAGGUAAAUCAAACAGAAAACAUAAAUUACAAUGAGCAAUACACCUUUUGCUGUGGACAAGGAAGAACCGGAUUUGGACCGUUCGCGGGAAGAAUAAAUCGAGAGUUCCGUGCAGCUCAGUGGCGUGGAACGCCUCUGCCAAUACUUUGGGUAUUGGAAUACUUCACUUUAGAUGGUGAAAACAUUCGUUGGGGAAGAGCAUACAGAUUGACAGGAUGGUACACAAAUAUAAUGCUCUGGACUGCUUUUCCCCUGUGGCUGUUGAGUAACAUCUUAAUGUUUAUGGUGAUACGCUAUGGUGCGUACUUACUGUCGUUGACCGGAGGAUGCAUGUUGACCGGAAACAUAAUUUUUGCAACGUUACGGAACACAUUAGGUGCUGAAGAAGACUUUCACUGGAUACCACUGGAGAUACCACUUAAUGAUGAGUCCAAAUUGGUUCUGAAGUAUGGUUGGUGUUUCUGGAUGAACAUGAGCGUAGGUUUGAUAUGCGUUGUUCUUGCAUUUGUUAUUUAUGCAAUGGAUGCUUUAUAUCCACUUGGAACCGCUUCUUUCUUUGAUGUUGAUCCUUUGCAAGAUUUUGAAGAACAGUAUAUUCCAGUUGAUUCAGUGAAUGAAAAGAGACCGGUGUCGUUCUAUGCUGGAAAGAGUGACGGGUCUGUACCGCCGUCUGUGGACUUGGGAUACGACGACCAACCACUAUACGAAAAUGCCGGACAAGAGAAAUUGGUUUUCAAGACUAAACGAAAGACUUUGUUCGCCAAGAACCGGAGCCGCAAAGGCCCACUAUCAAGACCACGUGAUAGUCUUGGCGAAACAGCAAAAUACGAAGAGUCUCUGAUGGAAGGUCAAAAUAUGGAGAUGGAUACAACUAAAUUGACAGAAGAAUAAAUUAAAUGUUAUUGCUCCUCUGUUUCUGUCUAUUUAGGAUAUGUUUGUAGUUUAGGGCCUUUAUUCUGGCCAAGUCCUUAACACUCGCAUAAUAUUCAUUUUUUAAAUGUUCGAUAUAUAUAUAUAUAUAUAUAUAUAUAUAUAUAUAUGCCUUUGGCUAUACUUAUAUAAUUAGUAAAGACUGGACACAAGUACGAUACGAAGUUUGAAGCUGCUGUUGUUGCAACCAUUAAAUAAUAACUGGUUAUUUUUCAUUGGUAUAUCCAUGGUAUAUCGGAGAUCUAAUCCAGACAAGGGAUUUGUUUUAAAUAAAUGAUAUAGGCCAUCACAAUUUGGAGAUAUUGUGAGCUAAGCGCACACAAUAAAUGUAACCAAUAAAAUCAGUGUUGCUGCAUAUUACAUAAUGUAAUUGUGUUCUAAUAUGGUACCUGCCCUCAAUAUCAACUUCUGUAGUGACGUUCGACUUCAUGUACACGUAAAUGCUGCAGAAAGAGUUAAGCAACAACCUAACCAAGGAUGUACGCUCCAGGGGGUGGGGGAUUUAAGGAGGGGCCCUGGGCCGGCCUCCACCGAGGGGAAAAAGAAAUUAUUGAUCUCCCAAAAUCUCCUAAAACAAACAAUUCCCCAAUUCCACUGGACCUCAAAUAAUAGGGUGAGCCUUAAGUUACAAUAAUCAGUAAUUAAAGGAAAAGUACUUAGAGAAUAGAUGAAUCAGGAUUUCGUGUGAACAUUACAUUCACCUAAAGAAUUGUAUUGCGUACACGAAAGCCUGUCUUCAACUACAGUGGUCAUACGUGCUCAUUUGGCUUUGCUUACUGCCCUUUUACAACGAACAAGUUACCACACAUAUCAAUACAACGUAUGGUACUCUGAUAUCUAUAAUGAAUAUUUUAAAAUUCAAAUUAAUUAUAUUCAACUUCUCUAUAGCAGCAACAUUGCUGAUUUACAAGAAAUUGCAAUUUUUACAAUAUGUAAACAUUAGAUAACACUUUACCUAAAACCUAAAGUAUUUAAAACAAGAACCAAUUAAAAAAUAUAUGUAGAAAUUGAGCAAAAAUGUUUAGCAAUAUAAGUAGUAAGUGAAAAGAAAAAAAUAAAACGAAAACAAAGGUAAAAGUUUUAAAACAUAUAAUAUUACAUAUAAGUAUUUUAAUAAGUGUUUUAAGACUUUCGUUUCAAUUAGAAUUUUGGAUUGUACCGGUAAUAUUUUGUGCCGCAUUAGUAAUUCAGGUUUUGUCAACCUAA
Anneissia japonica is the source of this 2613-nucleotide messenger RNA. Its product is annotated as dual oxidase maturation factor 1-like. Bases 43 to 1368 code for a protein of 441 amino acids. Gene Ontology annotation, cellular component: endoplasmic reticulum membrane. Gene Ontology annotation, biological process: protein transport. The record is from RefSeq and is a predicted model, not a curated record. Lineage: Eukaryota; Metazoa; Echinodermata; Crinoidea; Comatulida; Comatulidae. The transcript is spliced from 9 exons.